CCUCCUCCUCCGCCGCCGCCGCCGCCGCCGCUUCCCUCGCCGGGCUGACCUCGAUCUCUGUGGCCCAGAUUCCUGCCUUUGGGCAGCUUCCGAGCUCCGAGCCCCCCUCCGGAGUCCCGGCCUCCCUGCAGAGCAAAGACUUGUGCGGCGGGGGCACCAAGUGCAGCGAGCGAGCGGCGCCCAGGUUUCGCUGUACAGCGGAGGAGCUGGACUAUUACCUGUACGGACAGCAACGCAUGGAGAUCAUCCCCCUGAACCAGCACACCAGUGACCCCAACAACCGAUGUGACAUGUGUGCUGAUAACCGCAAUGGUGAGUGCCCCAUGCACGGGCCACUUCACUCUCUGCGCCGCCUAGUGGGCACUAGUAGUGCUGCAGCUGCAGCACCUCCACCUGAGAUUCCUGAAUGGCUCAGGGACCUGCCUCGGGAAGUGUGUCUGUGUACGAGCACUGUGCCUGGUCUGGCCUAUGGCAUCUGCGCUGCUCAGAGGAUCCAGCAGGGCACCUGGAUUGGACCUUUCCAGGGAGUUGUGCUUCUGCCAGAGAAGGUUCAAACGGGAGCCAUCAGGAACACACAGCACCUCUGGGAAAUAUAUGACCAAGAUGGGACACUACAGCACUUUAUUGAUGGUGGGGAACCCAGUAAGUCAAGUUGGAUGAGGUAUAUCCGAUGUGCAAGGCACUGUGGGGAGCAGAACCUAACAGUAGUUCAGUACAGGUCAAAUAUAUUCUACAGGGCCUGUAUAGAUAUCCCCAGAGGCACUGAACUGCUGGUGUGGUACAAUGACAGCUACACAUCUUUCUUCGGAAUCCCUUUACAGUGUAUUGCACAGGAUGAAAACUUGAAUGUCCCAUCGACUGUAAUGGAGGCCAUGUCCAGACAAGACACCCUACAGCCAUUUAACAAAAGUAGCAAACUACCCCCUGCCACUCCACAGCGAUCCAUAGUAUUUCCACAGACUCCAUGUAGCAGAAAUUUUUCUCUUCUGGAUAAGUCUGGGCCCAUCGAGUCAGGAUUUAACCAAAUCAGUGUCAAAAACCAACGAGUUCUUGCAAGCCCAACUUCAACGAGCCAACUAAAUUCUGAGUUCAGUGACUGGCAUCUUUGGAAAUGUGGGCAAUGCUUUAAGACUUUCACCCAGCGGAUCCUCUUACAGAUGCAUGUGUGUACGCAGAACCCUGACAGAAACUCCCAACAAUCCCAUUUGGGGGGCUCCAGAAAGGGACCCUAUCAGUGUGGCCACUGCUCUCAAUCCUUCUCCCAACCUUCAGAACUAAGGAACCACGUAGUUACCCAUUCCAGUGACAGACCUUUCAAGUGCGGCUAUUGCGGUCGUGCCUUUGCUGGUGCUACAACACUCAACAAUCAUAUCCGAACGCAUACAGGGGAAAAACCCUUUAAGUGCGAGAGGUGUGAGAGGAGCUUCACACAAGCCACCCAGCUGAGUCGACACCAGAGGAUGCCCAAUGAGUGCAAGCCAAUAACAGAGAGCACAGAAUCAAUUGAAGUGGAUUAACUGAUUGACUGGUUGGAAUUAAACUGCAAGGAAAGUCAUGAUUAAAUGUCACGGACACUUAAGCAAAACCAAAGAUUUCCUCUGAACAACUUUCAAUCAGUCCCAGAAAACCAAAAGCAGUAAUAAAAUAAGUAAGAUGUUAAGAGAUAUUGAUCCUGGCAUGGAAGUAAGACCAGGAAAGAGAUUAUUUAUUUAUGACUAGGGAUGAGACUUAUUUCAAUGGACAAAUAACCUGGGAUGGCUAACAUUUCAAGUCCCACCAUGUAUUGCUUUAUUUCUAAAAGCCUUUAUAAUUGUUAUUUAAUACCAAAGCAAGGAAUCUCACGGGUUCUUCUGCCUAUAGUUAUGACUGCGAAUGCACAUGGACUUUAUUGUUGCACCUUUUUUUGGAGCAUGACUCAAAGGACCCAGAAAUAGUCCUUAUAUUUGGUGGGGUGGGUGGGUUUUGACAUGGCUAUAACAGAAAUUCUUGUGUCUGAAUGGUGCAAUGGAAAGUGAUCUAGAACCAUAUCUGAAUCAGUGCCCCAUUUCUCAGACCAAAGGUCAUUUUAUUUUCAUGGUUCCAGACCUUACAUUUUUUGCAUACUUUUCCAUGUACAGUUAGACAGUUUUGUCCUGUCACAAAAGUUCCAGGAAAAAACAAACCAGAAAUAUUUUGCAUAUCUAUAGAUAUACAGUUGUGUAAGACUACCACUACGGAAAAUAAUGUGACACUAGAGCUUUGAAACACAAUAUCACUGUUUAGAAGGAGAAAGUGUUUUCACUCAAACUCUAAUGUUAAUAAACUCUCUGUUUGAAAGUCGUACAGUGAGAAGCAAACCAAAAGAGAUUAGGUUUUAUUUGAAUGCACAGAUAUUUGUACCUUAUCAGCUCAGGUUCGUUUGAAAGCAAUCCCAGGUCACUUGAAACUUUCAAUUCAACCAGUUUCAAAAUUGUAACAAAACCUGAAUUCAGGUGUCCUGCAUGUAUUCAAGUGUCACUGCAGUUACUUUAGAGAGCUCUACCUAAUUUUCAUUUAAGCCAAGAGCUUAAUUCCCAUUAAUGCUGAAGAAAAGAUGUCAUCAUAAAGAUAUAUAUAGGCAAUAAUAUCAAGUACUGAAUGUAUAUGAACAUGGAAAAGGCUAAACUCCUUUAGGCUAUGUACUUUCUGAACUGCCACUGCUAAUGCGAUGUGCUUUUAUUGGCAGUUGCACACAUUAGGUGAAAUCUCGCCCCAUUGGAGGCAAUGAAAAUUUUGCUGUCAAUUCAGUAAGUCCAGGCUUUUAUCAUUAAUCCUUAAAGCACUUGGGAUUAAAACUAUAUCCCUUUUGAACCCAGUUCAUAUUUUUUUAAAGUAAAUGCUUGUGUGAUUAAGUCCUUUGUGGAUGGGGGGGUAUUUGUUGCAUCUUAUUCACCUUCAAAGAAAGGGCCAGUCUCCUGAGCUGGUAGGCACUGGUGCAACCGUCAUAUCGUCUCCUCAAAUAUUAGGCAGCGCACCUUCAUCAGUUUAAGGGCUUCUAUUCAAAAAACAGAUUGAGCAAAACAUUGCCUUUUUAAAUCAAAUACCACCAAGCAGGACUUCUCACCUUUCUUUCCACACGGCUCUGUUGAUGUUUCUAUGUGUUAUUCUAAGACGGUAAAAAAGAUGAGCGCAGAGUAACUUCCUACCAUUAUUUAUAAAUACAAAGGGUGAAUCCUGGUCUCACUGAUGUCAAUGUCAAUAUACCUGCUAAGUCCAUGAUUUUACAGUACACAAGCUUUCUUUAGCAGCUAGCUGCACAUUGGAAUACCACUAGGAAAAUGGUACUUCAGUGCUUGUACACAUAGGAAUGCAGGAUUCCAGUGCUGAAGGAAGGAGAAUUUAGGAAAAAAAGGAGGUGGUAUUGGCAAAUGACGGGCAAUAAGUUGAUAGAAACACAGCCCACUCCUAGGUCUGACCUAUCUUUUGGUGCUAACAUUUUGUUUUUGUUAAAACUCUUGCAAUUAUGAUUGUAUUUUAAGAGAUGACUGGUCAUUUGUAGCCAUGUGUUCUUCCUGUCUUAUUGCUGGCAAUAGUAUACACACCAUAAAAGUUCACAGACAAGAUACUGUGUACUGUGUGUGUGUUAGCUUUUAUAUUAUUUUUUACCAUUUCAGCCAUAUUGGUGCGGCCUUGCAGUAAGGGUUGUCUAAAAUAUUCACAGCGUCAUUUGAAAACCUCAACAAUUCUUUAGAUGUGUUCAAUUUAACAAAAAAGUCUAAAUUUUCUGGGCAAAUUUUCACUAAAAAUAGUCCUUUUUGAAGGGUCAACCUUGACAUGUUUUAAUUUCAGAAUUUUAAUAAAAGCUCAAUUUUCACAUUUAAUUUUAAAUGUUCUCCAUUUCAUUGUGAACACUGCAAUUUUAAGAAAAUGAUUGAGAGGAGAGCUGGGGGUACAGGGAAGAGAGAUGUCAUGAAUGCAAAAUUGCAAUUUUGUUGUGUGAAAUUUUAUGAAGAAAAAUAGAUUCAUUCUGUUUGUCUGGUCCUAUUUCCCAAGUUGUUUGUAGGUACUCAAUUAUAAAAUCAGAAAGUAGCAGAAAUUUAGUAAAAAGGCAUGUUCCACGUGAGUUUUCCAGUCCUGUUUCUAUACCAAAGAUAUUUGGAUAAACGUGAGUAAAAUUCCAACUUUAUGGAUGCUUAUUCGGAUUUAUCCUUUACCUUUUUUGCAGUUCUAAUAUAGUAUUCAUUUGAUUUUUCUAUGGGAUAAAAGCAAAGUAACACAGAUAAGUAGGUAUCAAAUAUUACAAUUUAGAGGUCAGAAAUUAGGCAUUUCAGAAAUUAGGUUUUAUUCAAAUGAGUGAUUGGCUUAAGCAGCAAAGUACAGAACCAAAUCUGUAUUAUCUUAACAUUUGGGAGUGUUUGGAUUGGGCCCAUCAUCUCUAUGUAAGAGAGAUGGAGAUCAGGAUAAUUUCUAAACCUUUUAGCUCAGCUCUGUGAUACCACGAUGUGCACACAUUACUCUAGCUUAGUAAAUCAUAUGAUACAAUCCCAAUAUAAUGCAACAGUCCUAUUAAAUCUUCAGAGUAAAAUUCUCCUGGCUUUUGUAAAUUAUGAAUGCAGAGAUUAGUAGUUUUUUCAUCAAAGUUAGGUAAGAAAUGAGAUCUGCUAAAUUGACAGGCAAAUGGGAGCUAUGUGUUGUAUCAGCAAACUAUGUCUUUGUGUUAUCGAAGUAUUCACUCAUUUUUCUACAAUUUGAAAUAAGUUCUAGUUCAGACCACUCAGUACCACAUAGGAUCAGGACAUGCUUUGCAGUAGUUAUAAGGGCCUGUGCAGAAAAGCACUUAAACAGCUUAAAGAUGUGCAUAACUCCAUUGCUAUAAAGUGAUGGCCUUAACCAUGAGUUUAAAAUUGUGCUAAAGUGCUUUUCCUGAAUAUGGCCCAAAAGAUUUGAAGACUAACUUCUUUCAUUUAGGCAUUUGCUGGGAUUUGUUUUUAAACAUACCAGUGAAAAGCAUAUUUUUGCAGGAAUAAUUUUGUAAUUCCAAAGGACAUUUUUUAAAAUUUGCUUACUGUAUUCACUAUGUUGUGGCUGAUUUGCAAGCACAUUUUUAAUUGUUGCAUUGUCGCUUUACUAAAGACACUUUCAUAAUAUAAUUGGCAGCAUACAAAUGCAAUUCAGUGCAAAAAAAUUUGAUUUCAUGUGUUUUCAGAGUGAAUGUUUUGCUCUCUGUGCAAAUAGAGUGUAUUCUAUUACAAUAUAGUAAAUGUAAAAUCACCCUUGAGAGUAUUGACAAGCAAAACGCAUCCUGAAUUGAACGAAAUACAAUCUAGUUGCUUUCUACUCUUACUGAAUCUUGAGUGAGUUUCUUUUCGGGUAUUGAUGGAGUAAUUACGCUUUUGGGUCCAUUAAGAAUAUAUUCUUACAUGCUCGAAUGCAGUGAAUUAAAACAGUUAGCAAGGUAUGAUUACCUCAAACAAUAGUAAUUCUGUGCCUAUCAUUUCUGGAUUUCUGAAAUUGUUGAGAUUUCCAAUUUGAAGUUUGGUAAAUAUGGACAAGUACUCUUUGAAUACUGCCGAAUCCAAAAUCUUUUAUGAUUCAUUUAAAAUUGUAUGUAUUUCUAAUGUUCACAUACACAGAGUGAAGUCUCUCUCUCUCUCUCUCUCACAUCUACACACACACACACACACACACACACACACACACACACACAGACCUCUCAGAAAAUCUUCAGGCACUCUUAAGAAAUCGCAGUUGACAAAUAACAUGAACUUUUUAGAUAUCAAAAUGCAUAAUUUCCUUUUCGGAGGGAAAAAACAGAGCUUUGAACCAUGUAACAAUUACAGCACAUUAGAUACUGAAACCUAAAAGGCUCUGAUGUUUGGUAUACUUCUCUCUUAUUUUAAAUUGUUAUAUAUCCAUUGUAUGGUGCCAUUAGGAUGUAUGAUGUGCCAAACAGAUGUGGUUUCUAAACAAUAACUAUUUGAAAAUAAAAAAGCAGUGAGUCCUCACUACUUUUACAAGUUAUUUAUUGCUAUGACUUACUUUAAAUUUAUCAUUAGUGCUCUUUUUUGUUGCAUCCAAAUACCGUGUGUAUGUUGCCAUAAAAUAAAACAUUUUGAGAUUGUGCUGUCUUUUUCCUCUGAUUUGUCUCAUUUUUUAAAAGUUAGACAUCAUCAAUCCAAUCUACAAAAGGGCAAAUAGUCAUGCAGUAAGUGUACAGUAUGCUGGAAGGGUUCUCUGUUGUAAUAAGAAUAAUAAUGACACUGUACUUAGAAUGGUAAACAGCUUGCUUGCAUUUUUUAAACUUCAUAAAAUUGCGUCUUUUUUUUUUUUUUUUACUGCAAAGGACCAAUUAAGUCAUGCAUGUAGCUGUAUUCUUGUGAUAUAAACUGUAAAGAUUACCAUUGUGUUUAAAUGAAAAAGGCACACAUUUAAAGACAAGACAAAGAAAUGUAAAUAUAUUUGAUUAAUAAAA
This is a messenger RNA of Pelodiscus sinensis (Chinese soft-shelled turtle), 6430 nucleotides long. NCBI's taxonomy places the organism in Eukaryota, Metazoa, Chordata, Testudines, Trionychidae. The record is from RefSeq and is a predicted model, not a curated record.